This is a messenger RNA of Gekko japonicus, 4000 nucleotides long. It is a transcript of the gene FBXO9, whose product is annotated as F-box protein 9. Gene Ontology annotation, cellular component: SCF ubiquitin ligase complex. The coding region runs from base 372 to 1679 and encodes 435 amino acids. NCBI's taxonomy places the organism in Eukaryota, Metazoa, Chordata, Lepidosauria, Squamata, Gekkonidae. The record is from RefSeq and is a predicted model, not a curated record. Gene Ontology annotation, molecular function: protein binding. The transcript is spliced from 13 exons. Gene Ontology annotation, biological process: SCF-dependent proteasomal ubiquitin-dependent protein catabolic process.
UCGGUCCCGCUGGUCAGCUUAUGACACAGACAAACACACACACUGGCUCGCGCGCUCACGAUCUCGCUCUCUCACACUUGCUCGCUCUCUCUCGGGUUGGGAAAAUGGCUGCUGUACGCCGCGCUCGCAGUGACUCCCGCUGCGUGGUCCGUUUCUCCGACCGAGAACUCUGCUAAAUUGUCUUCCCUGCUUGCUACCGCUUGAGAAGGGGAGAAGAAACAAAAGGCUACCCGCGGCUGUUCAGCAGCGAGGGAAAGGCCGGAGGGAACCAGCGGAGGAGGAAGGGGCCGCCUUCGUGUGAAACGGCAACAGCGCCGCAGCCUGACGAGAGUGACCGUUGGACGGAACGGCCUGGCAGUAACAGCCUCGGCAUGGCAGAAGGUGAAGAAGAUUGUCACUCUGAUGUGGUAAGAACAGAUGGCAAUGAAAGGUCUGGAGAGGCAAAUCUUCAGGCAGAGCUCCAGAUGUUCAGAGCAAAGUGGAUGUUUGAACUUACCCCAGGGGUGGGUUCUGCUGGUUUGGAAACUCGACCCUGGAGAGCAUCAGCAAGAGGGCCUUCUGUAAAGGCUAUAGAUGCCAAAGAAAAGCAAGAACUAGCAAAAGAGGAAAAGGCAAGAGAGCUGUUCCUGAAGGCAGUGGAACAAGAACAAAAUGGGGCUCUUUAUGAAGCUAUUAAAUUCUACCGCCUGGCCAUGCAACUGGUACCAGACAUUGAGUUUAAGAUUGCCUAUACUCGAUCUCCAGAUGGCGAUGGUGUUGGGAAAAACUACAUUGACGAUAAUGAGGAUGAUAGCAAGAUGGCUGACCUUCUGUCCUACUUUCAGCAGCAGUUCACUCUUCAGGAAUCUUCCAUCAAAUUGUGUCAGCCUGAGCUUGAUGUGAAUCAGACCCAUAUCUCAGUGCUGCCUAUGGAGCUGUUGAUGUAUAUUUUUCGAUGGGUGGUUUCCAGUGAUCUGGACCUGCGAUCUUUAGAGCAGCUAUCUUUGGUCUGCAGAGGUUUUUACAUUUGCGCCAGGGACCCUGAAAUCUGGCGUCAGGCCUGUUUGAAGGUUUGGGGCAGAAGUUGUAACAAAUUGGUUCCUUAUACCUCAUGGAGAGAAAUGUUUUUGGAAAGGCCCAGAGUUCGAUUUGAUGGUGUGUAUAUCAGCAAGACAACAUACAUACGUCAAGGAGAACAGUCUCUAGAUGGCUUCUAUAGAGCGUGGCAUCAAGUGGAAUAUUACAGGUACCUGAGAUUCUUCCCGGAUGGCCAAGUAAUGAUGUUAACAACGCCGGAAGAACCUCAGUCUAUUGUUCCUCGUUUACGAACUAAAAAUACAAGAACUGAUGCAAUCCUGCUUGGCCAUUAUCGCCUUUCCCAGGAUACAGACAAUCAAACCAAAGUAUUUGCUGUAAUGACAAAGAAGAAGGAAGAGAAACCAAUUGACUACCACAAGUACAGAUAUUUCUGCCGCGUCCCUGUGCAAGAAACCGAUCACAGUUUUCAUGUAGGGCUACAGCUGUGUUCCAGUGGACGCCAGAGAUUCAACAAACUUGUCUGGAUUCAUCACUCUUGUCAUAUUACUUACAAAUCUACUGGUGAGACCGCAGUCUCUUCUUUUGACAUUGACAAGAUGUACACCCCUUUGUUCUUUGCACGGGUGAAGAGCUUUACUGCAUUUUCAGAAAAGCCUCUCUAAGGAGUUAACAUCUCUUCUCUUACUCUUGCAUGAAGAAAUUACAGCAAACAUCACUUAAGUUAUAAAUGUGUAUAUAUAUUUGAAUUUUAUUUUAAAAUGGGGGGAUGUUUUUGGAAGAAUAUAUACUGGAAAUACAUUUGAUUUAGGGUGCUGGGUUAUUUUAUUGGUCUGAAGUCAAGUUUACAUUUUAUUUUAAACUUGUUUAUGUUGUGAAAAGACUUUGAUAACAUAAAGAGGCAUUUUUACUCUGUCGGUUUAUGAGAAGAUUUAUAAGCUGUUCUCUCUCCAGCGUAAGGCUUCAUCUGCCUAUGCACCUUAAGUUCAGGAAACAUUAUAAACCUACUGCUGUAUAUAAGACAUAGAUUGCGUGCUUUGUGAGGGAAGGCUCAAAAUGUGAAGAAUUUGUCCUACAUCUGUGUGUGGCCUACAGGAACCGAAAAUAAAUGUUUACUUUGAAAUUCUUGUAUUUGGGUUGCCUUUCAAGAAGUGAAAGACUUUGGUGUAAUCUGCAGCCUUAUGAAAAAAUUAAGCAAAGGCAAACAAACUUAAAGAUGUUGGAAGUUCAGCCUCAGAUACCAUCCUUCAUUUGGGAAUUGUUUCAAAUGAUCAUCAAAAAGAGUGGAAGAUAAGAGUGCCAAGAGAAGCCUAGCUACAUUGGGGAAGUGGCCGCCUUUCUCUGCUUGUUGAAUCUAGGAAAGGACUUCUGCAUUGAGAGAGCAACUCUCCAGGGGUGGUGUCAAAAGGAAUAUUUCAUGCUGCAACACUACAGACCACUGAACUUGAAUGUGUGUUGUUUGAAUUGAGUUAUGCAAAUGAGAAUAGGGCUGUACUCAAGUAUGUUCGUCUUUUGUUCAUUUAAUUUCACCUAACUAAGAAUGCUGCAAACCCCUUGGGUGUUUUGUCACACUAAACUAACUUUUGCUUUCGGGGACUCCUACAGAUGUUCAGGUACCGUGUGUGCUGCUGCUCCUGCAUAUGUACUUUGGGAGUUGGAUGCAAGUGCUGUAUGAUGCUUAUCAUAAAUAUGUAUUUUCAGUCAUAAAACUAAAAAUUUCUAAAUGUUUUUCUUCUGCCAAGUUGUGUAAGCUUUCUUUCUUUAUAAUGGAACACAAAAUUAUGAAUUGUGUUAUUACUUUAUUGCAUGCUUCUUUUAAGCAUUUCAGGGUAACGUAUCCAGAUUGGUUAUCCCAUUUUAGCUGCCUGGUCCAUGUUAGACAGAGCAAAUGACUUGGGCAGGUUCAGCCAGUGAUCUUCUCUGCCACUUUGGCUUUUUAAAGCAAAAUACUUGUGUUUAUGGCACACUACGUAGAAGGAAUCUUAAAACACUUGAGACUUUAACCUAGGCAAUAAAGUGCUGGUGACCGUUUUUAAUACCUCAAACACUGCCGAGCACGUCAGUAACAGUCCUAGAUGUACAAUGCCUAAAAUUUGACUGUCAUGGUCUGCAUUUGAAAACAAUGGCUGGGAUCUGUUUUAUAACAACCUUGAGCAGUAGGUAGGAUUUUUUAAACCUGAGCAGUGAGUGGGUCAUAAACACCUUUUGAAACUUGCCUCAGUUUUGUAACAAUUUUCUGUGUGUUAUGUGAUACUGCUUUUUGAGAAACACGACAGUCCCUUUGGAUACAUACAACAUUUUCUGAUUGUUAUGCAAUAAGAAGUCUGCCUAUACCUGGAAUUCAGUGCUAUUCUGAACUUAGUUGCUAGAAUUGUCAAAUCCAAACAACAGCAAAUGUAGGUCAGCCAAGAUUUACUGGCAUGCUUUUAUGUAGGAAAACCAUACAAAUGGCAUACAUUUACAUUUUAAUGUUAUUGCUUAAAUUAAAUCUCCAUUAUUUCUGGCAUUUUUCUCAAAACAUAGUUGAAAGUAAUUUAAUUUUAUUUGGAUUAAAGCAGUGCAACUACAAAGAGCAACAUCUGUCACUAUCAUAAAACUGAAUACCAGAAAGUAAAAUAUUACUUAUUCUUAAAAUAUGGUUGAAGGUUGUUUAAAAAUUUAGUCUGAUCAAAUGUCAGAUCCCAUAAGCACAAGUAGUAAAGGAUGAGCACUGAUGGUUGCUUGCAUAUUUCCAUAAUCAGUACUACUCUUUCAAAUGCUAAAUUCCACUUGACUUUCCUCCUCUGUUUAUUUCUUAUGUAGGAUGUUGCUGCCUUUUUUAUCUUUCACUUUUUUGAUAGCGAAGGGUACUAUCCAAAUAAAGAUGAUAGUCCAUCCAGUACCUUAUUCUAUGCUGCAGUUACACAAUUGCAGAAUUAAGUGCAUUGUUAGAACAAGAAACUGGAUCCACCUUAAGUAGUGUUGGCAUUUAUCAAAUUAUAUUUCA